This is a messenger RNA of Rhizopus microsporus ATCC 52813, 2314 nucleotides long. Its product is annotated as arginyl-tRNA synthetase. Gene Ontology annotation, cellular component: cytoplasm; mitochondrion. The record is from RefSeq and is a predicted model, not a curated record. The transcript has 2 exons. Gene Ontology annotation, molecular function: arginine-tRNA ligase activity; ATP binding. Gene Ontology annotation, biological process: mitochondrial translation; arginyl-tRNA aminoacylation. Lineage: Eukaryota; Fungi; Mucoromycota; Mucoromycetes; Mucorales; Rhizopodaceae. The annotation marks the transcript as partial.
AAUGAAUUUAACAGUUUCCUCCAAGGAAAUCCCUUUGGGACUCUUGGCCAUCAUUAGCAGCAAUGAAGAUAUCAAAAAGAAUAUUUCUAUCUCUUCCGGAAAAGAGAUCAGCUUAAAGGUUAACAACACAACUGAAUUGAAGUCAACUGCCAAUAUCGCCAGAUACUUGACCCGCGCCUAUAACCUUUUAGACGAGCAAAAGGAUGCAAACCAAAGACUUGCUCAUGUCUUUGACUUGGCUAUUACAGAAAAUACCGACGCCUUGACGUCUGUUGUCGAAGCAAAGAAAACAGCCUUCUUGAGCGGUGAACAACCUUCUGCUGUGGAUUAUAUUGCCUGGUUUGUCUUGAAACAAAACAACCUUGCUGCCGACUAUGUCAAAUCUGUUGAAUCUUCUGCUGCUGUUCAAGAAGCCAUCAAGGCCGCCUCUGAGCUCCCUUCUUCUUCAUCCGCUGCUGUUGAUAGCAUCCCCACAGUCUCUGGGGUUGGCUCUGACCCUUCGACAAAUCCAUUAGAUGCCUUCAGAAACUUGAUUGCUGUUCAAAUCGCUUCCCUCGGUAACCUUGAACCAGGCUUUGUCUAUCAAGCCAUCGAUCUUCCUCGUUCCCUUGAGAACGGUGACCUCGCCAUUGCCCUUCCCCGUCUUCGUCUCAAGGGCAAUCCUGCUGCUAUUGCCAAGGAAUGGGCAGAGGCCUUUGUUACAAAUGACUAUAUCACCGAAGUGUCCUCCACUGGGCCCUUUUUGAACUUCCGCAUCAACAAGACCAUCUUAACCAAGUCCACAUUAAACAUGGUCAGCCAAUUCGAACAUCACUAUGGUGAUAACAAGAGUGGCGACGGAAAGACAGUCAUUGUCGAAUUCUCAUCUCCCAACAUCGCCAAGCCUUUCCAUGCUGGUCAUCUUCGUUCUACCAUCAUUGGUGCUUUCAUCAACAAUAUCUACAAGGCAAAUGGUUGGAAGACGAUCACUAUGAAUUAUUUGGGUGAUUGGGGCAAACAGUAUGGUCUUUUGGCCGUCGGAUUCGCUAAAUAUGGCUCUGAAGAGGCACUUCUUAAAGAUCCCAUCAAGCACUUGUAUGACGUUUAUGUUCAAAUCAACCGCGAUGCUGAAGCUGAACCCACCAUCCACGAUGACGCUCGUGCUUACUUUAAGCGUAUGGAAGAUGGUGAUCAGGAAGCCCUUGCACUGUGGAAACGAUUCCGUGAAUUAUCCAUUGUCAAGUACCGUGAUAUCUAUGGCCGUCUUAAUAUCAACUUUGAUAUUUACUCUGGUGAAUCUCAAGUGGGUGCUGGCAUGCAGAGAGCCAUGAAAAUGCUGCAUGACUGCAACUUGAUUCAAGAGUCUGAAGGUGCUUUGAUCAUUGACCUUGAGAAACAUAAGCUCGGUAAGGCUGUCGUCCAAAAGAAGGAUGGUACGACUCUUUACCUCACUCGUGAUAUCGGUGCUGCUUGGGAACGUUAUGAACGAUUCAAGUUUGACAAGAUGAUCUAUGUUGUUGCUUCUCAACAAGAUCUCCACUUGAAGCAACUCUUCAAGACAUUGGAAUUGAUGAACUUUGAAUGGGCCAAGAAAUUGGAACAUGUGAACUUUGGCAUGGUGCUGGGUAUGUCAACUCGUAAGGGUACUGUCGUCUUCCUCGAAGAUAUUUUAGAAGAAGCCAAGGAGACAAUGCACGAAGUGAUGCGCAGAAACGAAGCCAAAUACGCUGAAAUCGAAGAACCUGAUAGAGUCGCUGAUGAAAUUGGUAUUUCCGCUGUCAAGAUUCAAGACAACGCUGCUCGUCGUAUCAAGAACUACGAAUUCAAUAUGGAACGCAUGUGCACUUUUGAAGGCGACACUGGUCCUUAUAUUCAAUAUGCUCAUGCUCGUCUCUACUCAAUUGAACGUAGAAGUGGCAUCGAAGUCAACCAUAAUGCUGAUUUGAGCCUGUUGACGGAACCUCAAGCAAUCGACCUCAUUCGUACCGUUUCUCAAUACCCCGAUCUCGUCAAGAGCUUAUUGAACGGUUACGAACCCUGUAAUGUCGUCACUUAUGCUUUCAAACUCUCACACGAUAUCUCUGCCUGCUUCGAAAACCUCUGGGUUAAGGGCGCUGAUCCCGCUAUUGCUGAAGCUCGUUUGCUCAUGUACUGGGCAGCUCGUACAACUCUUGGCAAUGCCAUGCGUAUGUUGGGCUUGAGACCUUUAGAACGUAUGUAAAAUAACCAAUGCUUUCGUAAAUAUAUAUAAUUGAAAAAAAAGAAGACGUUUUUGUAAUAUAAAAAUACACGAUAAUAAAAUCAUGGCCUGUUGUAAUAAUCAUAUUUUUAUAUG